Molecule: messenger RNA, 1068 nt
Organism: Camellia sinensis
Lineage: Eukaryota; Viridiplantae; Streptophyta; Magnoliopsida; Ericales; Theaceae
Source: RefSeq, a predicted model, not a curated record
AUGGGCAAGAAGGAAACACUGAAGUCUUACAACAACCGGUAUUGGGAGACUUUUAAUCAAAUUAGAGAUUGCCCCAAAAAUCUAGCUAUCGCACGGUACAAACAGGGGUUGCCGGCAGAUAAUAAAUUGAGGGAUUCAUUGAAAAUGAUGCCACCUCUCACAAUGGAAGCCCUAUUGGAGAGAAUGCAUCAGCACAUCAAAGUAGACGAAGAUGGCACUCAUGCCAAGGCAAAGUCUAGCACAACAGUGAUGUCGGAUAAAAAGCCCACAACAAAAGUUAACACGGUUGGCCGGAAGGAACGACCGAACAAAAAUGGUCGAGGUAGACGACCGAAUGGAGAGGACUCACAGACAAGGAGGUUGAGAGUUCACACUGCCAUCACCAUGGUGUUCAAUAAACCUAUCUACUGGAUUCUCAGCGAGAUACACGACGAACCCUACAUUUGGCAACCGGCCAAGUUAGGAGAAGCGCAGAGGGGCUAUGAUAAUAAAUAUCGGUGUACCUUUCACGAUGAGGUAGGGCACCAAACUGAAAAUUGUACACUGCUAAGGCAGCACUUGGAAGAGUUAGUGGUCGCAGGCCACUUGGAUCAGUACAUUGAAGGGGGAGCUCAGCCAGCCCCCCAGGACCGCAAUGAGUCCGAUGGGAUGCCAGCUAAAGGUCCGCCUCAAGGCGUAAUCAAUGUAAUACAUGGGAUCAUCGAGCCAGAGCAGGUCUGCGAGCUUAGAGAAAUGAUCAAGAAGGCAAAACACCUAAAGGAAGUACUGAGUGUACAGCCCACCGUAAAAACAAGGAAGACAGAAGUGACUAACAUCAUCACUUUCUCUAACAAGGACUUGGCAAGAUUGCAAAACCCCCACAAUGACGGGCUAAUAAUUACAUUACGCAUGAAGAAUUUUGAUAUCAAGUGGAUCUUGAUAGACCAAGGAAGCUCGUGCAAGAUAAUGUAUUAUGAGACAUCAAGAAACUCAAGUCAGAAGACAAAGAUUAGCACUCGCUACAUCUCCCUUAGUCGGCUUCACCUUAAUGCCGGAAUGGCCAGUUGGCAAGAUAAUUCUACCAGUUAA